This is a messenger RNA of Python bivittatus (Burmese python), 988 nucleotides long. NCBI's taxonomy places the organism in Eukaryota, Metazoa, Chordata, Lepidosauria, Squamata, Pythonidae. The record is from RefSeq and is a predicted model, not a curated record.
AUGAACUACCUCCCAGGGCCUCACAAAGAUGUCCUGGCUUCUGCAGAUUUGAUUGUUUCUUUUGCAAUGGAGGAAAUAGAGAAACACAAGGAAUUCCACUCUCUGCAUGAGCCACAAGAUUUCAUUGAUCACUAUCUUCUUCAGAUGGAGAAGAGCAGGAAUGACCCCAACUCGACCUACAAUGAAGAGAACCUGGCUCAGUGUGUUCUUGAUUUUUUUAUUGCUGGAACAGACACAAUUUUUGCUACUCUGAUGUGGGCACUGCUCCUCUUGGCAAAUCAUCCCCACAUCCAAGAGAAAGUCCAGAAGGAGAUUGAAGAUGUGUUUGGCUUCUUGGGGUCAAUUUCCUAUCAAGAUCGGAAGAAACUGCCCUACACCAAUGCUGUGAUUCAUGAAAUGCAGCGAAUAAAAUAUGUCUUGCUAUAUGGGGCUCCCAGGCAAAGUAAAAAGGAUGUGAAGAUGAGGGGUUACCACAUCCCAAAGGGGACCAUUAUUGUCCCAGACCCACGCUCUGUUCUUCAUGAUCCUGAACACUGGGAGACACCUGAAGAAUUCAACCCAAAUCAUUUUUUGGACAAAGAUGGGAAGUUCAUCACCCGGGAAGCGUUUCUGCCAUUCGGAAUAGGUCAGCGGGUCUGUGUGGGAGAGCAGCUGGCAAGAAUUGAGACCUUCAUCUUUCUGACCAGCCUGUUGAGGGCCUUCAGCUUCCAGCUGCCUGAAGGAGUGAGAGAACUGAAUCAAGCACCUGUUGUACAGUUGAUCGUGCAUCCACACCCUUACAAACUGUGCGCUGUUCCCCACACAGGCACAAAAGUUAUAAAAACACCACGAAAAGCAUAAAACUAAUUACAGUAUACUUCUUCAGUAUGGUAAAAGUUUCCUGUAUGCCCAUUCACUUAAUCUGAUAUUCUGCCUCUGUUUAGUCUACACGGCAACUUCUUCAACCUAUUGAUGGGCUUAUUUAACCUGGUCAACAAAAGAUAAUAGG